ACCACGUUAAUAGUUCGUUUCGUCAAUAAAAUACUCAAGUUAGUGCAAAACCGACAACGACAAUGUCUAUUUGAACAAAUAAAUUAAUGUGAUUAGAAUACACAAUUAUUAAUUUUUAAGUUAAUUUAAUCUAAUAUUAUUGACAAAACCCACAACAAUGGCGGUGCGACAAAGAAAGAUUGAACAAAAACAUGAUACAAACAAUCAUCAUAGUUUUAAUGCGUCAAAUAUAAGUGGACGCCCUAAGAUACAACGCCAGUUUUUUCUAAUUGUAUUUAUGGUUUUUAUAGUGAUUUUAUAUUUUGGAUAUAGUACAAAAACCCUGCACCCCCUAGUAGACAAUUUUGCACAAAAAUUUGGUAAAACACCCCCUGUGUUUGCUGUCGUGAUAGAUGCUGGAUCUACGGGGAGCAGAGUUUUAGCUUAUAGGUUUCAUAGGGGAUAUUUAGAUGGGAGAUUAAUUUUAGACGAUGAGUUAUUUAAGCAAAGCAAGCCAGGUCUUUCCUCUUUUGCUGAUGACCCAAAAAAGGGAGCACAGACAAUUGAAAAUCUGCUAUUUCUUGCCAAGGAAGUCAUUCCUGAAUCGUAUUACUCAAAAACACCAGUGAUGGUCAGGGCUACAGCAGGAUUGAGAUUAUUGAAACAGGAGCAAGCCGAAAAUAUAUUAAAUGCAGUUCGGGAAGUUAUAAAUAAAUCAGGAUUUUUAGUUUAUGAAGAUGCUGUUGAAAUUAUGGAUGGUACUGAUGAAGGAAUCAUGUCCUGGUUUACUGUGAACUACCUCUUAGGACAUCUUAAUGGGGAUACAGUAGCUGCUUUAGAUUUAGGAGGUGGAUCAAACCAAGUUACCUUUGCUCCGUCUUUGAAUAAUUUAGAAAAAGGUACUUUCGGAUCACAUCUGAUGACAGUACCAUCAUUCAAAGGCAAUAUAACAGUAUUUACUAAUAGUUACUUGGGACUCGGUUUAAAAGCCGCCAGGCAUGCAGUUUUUACGAAAAACAAUGGAGACUCCAAAUCGUUGUCCAGCCCUUGUAUAAAUCCUAUAAUCAAAAACAAACCUUGGGUGUAUGGCAAUGUUGAAUACAGUAUAAGUGGUACUCCGCUAGAAUCAAAGAAAUUAGAAGUAGAUUGGCCAAAAUGCCGCAAAUUAUUAGCAGACACCCUGUUACCUCUAGUCGACCCAAAACCUGUAGGUUUAGAAGUGCAAGAUAUUGCAGCGUUCAGCUAUUUCUUUGAUAGGGCUACCGGGGCUGGAUUGAUAGAUCCAUUUUUGGGCGGUGAAAUAACAGUUGGGGAAUUUGAAAAAACUGCAAAAGCCGUUUGCAAAACCGCAAACACCGACCAGCCCUUCAUGUGUUUCGAUCUAACAUUCAUAUCGGUCUUGCUAAAGGACGGAUUCGGAUUAAAACCGGAAUCGAAUUUAAAAUUAUUAAAAAAGAUCGACAACCACGAAAUUUCCUGGGCUCUGGGAUGCGCAUACAACAUGCUGAACAAACAGUAAAUAGUAAUAGAUUGGGUGGAAAUUUGAAGUGCCUUAAAAUGUACAUAUCAGGGAUAUUUAUGAAACAUUCCAUAAUAUCACAAUUGCAAAAAUAAA
Messenger RNA from Ctenocephalides felis (cat flea), 1594 nucleotides. RefSeq names its product ectonucleoside triphosphate diphosphohydrolase 5-like. Lineage: Eukaryota; Metazoa; Arthropoda; Insecta; Siphonaptera; Pulicidae. Gene Ontology annotation, biological process: nucleoside diphosphate catabolic process. The coding region runs from base 158 to 1498 and encodes 446 amino acids. The record is from RefSeq and is a predicted model, not a curated record. The transcript is spliced from 10 exons. Gene Ontology annotation, cellular component: membrane. Gene Ontology annotation, molecular function: UDP phosphatase activity; GDP phosphatase activity.